Molecule: messenger RNA, 339 nt
Organism: Sphaerulina musiva SO2202
Lineage: Eukaryota; Fungi; Ascomycota; Dothideomycetes; Mycosphaerellales; Mycosphaerellaceae
Exons: 1
Source: RefSeq, a predicted model, not a curated record
AUGAUGAUCUUCGAGAGCUACGGCCAACUCUUAGAGGAAAAGGCGCAGGUACAGCAGCGCCAAGAUGCUGAUGCUGCUACAAUUCGGGCGCUUGUCGCCAAACUCGACGAGGCUGAAGCAGAGUGGAACGAGGAGAAAUUUGAUUUCAAAGACGAAGUCAAGCGACUCGAGGUUCUCCUGGCAAAAGAGAGUAAGCGCGGCAUGGCUGAAGUCACUCUCGCUCGACAAGACAGCAAGCUUCGCCAUCGCAUGUCGCGCGGCUUUGAUAAGAAAGAAACGAUAUUCGAGUUUCUUGAGAAAUCGAAUCUGCGUGACGAUAGAUACCACAGUCAGAGAGGU